This is a messenger RNA of Brienomyrus brachyistius, 3179 nucleotides long. Its product is annotated as tripartite motif-containing protein 16-like. Gene Ontology annotation, molecular function: protein binding; zinc ion binding. The coding region runs from base 22 to 1674 and encodes 550 amino acids. The record is from RefSeq and is a predicted model, not a curated record. The transcript is spliced from 6 exons. Lineage: Eukaryota; Metazoa; Chordata; Actinopteri; Osteoglossiformes; Mormyridae.
UCUAUCAUUGUUUGUUGUAAAAUGGCAGAAGCCAGUGUCACAGUGGAUCAGAACCAAUUCACCUGCGCAAUCUGUCUGGACCUGCUGAAGGAUCCAGUGGCUAUUCCCUGUGGACAGAGUUACUGUAUGAACUGCAUUAAGAGCUGCUGGGAUCAGGAGGAUCAUGAUGGAGUUUACAGAUGCCCCCAGUGCAGAGAGACCUUCACACCCAGACCUAUUCUGGCCAGAAACACCAUGCUGGCUGAAGUGGUGGAGAAACUGAAGAAGACAGGACAACAAGCAACUCCUACUGACCAUUAUGCUGGACCUGGAGAUGUGGAGUGUGACGUCUGUACUGAGAGAAAACGCAAAGCUGCCAAGUCCUGCCUGGUGUGUCUGGUCUCUUACUGUGAAUCUCACCUCCAGCCUCACUAUGGGUCUCCAGCUCUUAAGAAGCACAAGCUGACUGAUGCCACUGGACAUCUGCAGGACAAUUUCUGUUUCCAGCAUGACAAACCCCUGGAGUUCUACUGCCGUACCGACCAGCAGUGUAUCUGUGAUCUCUGUACGAUGUAUGAACACAGAGACCAUGAAACAGUCUCAGCUGAUGCACAAAGGACAGAGAUACAGAAAAAAAUGGAUGAAAUGCAGAAGGAAUUUCAGCAAAGAAUUCAGAUGAGACAAAAGGACCUGAAAGUUCUGAUAGAGGCUGUGGACUCAAUAACAAGAUCGGCACAGUCAGCUGUGGAAGACAACAGGAAUAUCUUCAUUGAGAUGAUCUACUCCAUUGUGAGAAGACGCUCUGAGGUGAUAGAGAGGAUCAAAGAUGAGGCGAUGGCUGCAGUGAGUCAGGCUAAAGGAGACAUGAAGAGACUGAAGCAGGAGAUUGAUGAACUGAAGAGGAGACACUCUGAGCUGGAGCAGCUUUCACACACAGAGGAUCACAUCCAAUUCCUCCAGAGUUGGCAGAGUCUUCCUGUUGUCCCAGAAGUUGGAUUUGGACCCAGAAUCUCUGUCUAUCCACGCUGCUCUUUUGAGAACGUGAGGAAGGUGGUUUCUGAACUGAAGGAUCAACUGGAAAAUGUUUGCGAAAAGAAGACAGCAGAGUUGCAUCGCCCAGUUACCAAAGACACCGUCCUACCAGUAUUAGUGCCCAGGACCAGAGCAGAAUUCUUACACUAUUCCCGUCAUCUCACUCUGGACCCCAACACAGCAAACAGAAACCUUCAUCUGUCUGAGGGGAACAGAGUGGUGACAUGGAAGAGAGAGACACAGUCAUAUCCUGGUCACCAGCAGAGGUUUGACUCAAUCCCCCAAGUGCUGUGUACAGAGGGUCUGACUGGACGCUGCUACUGGGAGGUUGAGUGGAGCGGGAGUUCGAUUGGUAUAGCCGUCACAUACAAAGGAAUCAGCAGGAAAGGAAUGUAUGAUGACAGCUGGCUUGGAAACAAUGACAAGUCCUGGUGUUUGUCCUGCUCAGCCUCCAGUUACUCAUUCUGGCACAAUAAUGUGCAAACUGCAGUAUAUGGCUCCCAUUCCUCCAGGAUAGGAGUGUACCUGGAUCACUGGGCAGGAACUCUGUCCUUCUACAGCAUCUCUGACACUUUGACCCUCCUGCACAGGGUCCAUACCACAUUCACUGAGCCCCUCUAUCCUGGGCUUUUUCUUUGGAACAGUACAGCCAAACUGUGCUGAGUAUGUUAACAGGCUGUUAAACGUAUCUCAAAAAUUAACUAGUAAUUAAUGCUAGAAAACAUAACUAUUGGCAGAGAACUGUUUGCUGAGGGCUCUUGGCUCUGUCAUAUACAGAAUGGACCUUCAUUUUACCCCAAUGACCCCUAAAAUUGCACCAUCUGGGGUUAUAAAGGCAGAAGCAGGCAGGGAUUCCAGAAUCAGUGCACAGUUAAAGCCAAGGUGUGUCCUCCAGCGCUGGGGACACCCUGGACGGGAAGCCAGUCCAUCACAGAGCAGCCACUCACACAUCAUCACACACUGUGGACAAUUUACAGGUACCAGUUUACCUGGAGAACAGCCAUACAGACACGGGCAGAACAUGCAAACACACAGAGACUGUGGUGUUGUGUUUGGCUUUGUACUGACCAGAAAAUACCUGUAUGCAUCUAAACAUUUCAAUUAUAAUUAAACCUGACUUAACGUUUAACUAAACCCAAGUCUAGGUUUGAUUCUUUCAGUCAGCAAAAUGUGCAGUUAGGAAAUAUGUGUGUGGGGGCUUUAUUUUUUCUGCCUUAACCUCCAACCAUUUUCCAAACCACUUAUCCUUCUGGGUCACAGGGCGUCCAGAGCCUAUUCUGGAAGCUAUGGGCACGAGCUGUCACUCAGUUCCCCCUGGAAUUGUCCCAAUGCCCCCCCCCCCCCACCCCUGGUUGUAUGAGCUAUUAUUCAUGUUUACUGACUAGCUCAGUACACACACUUUCGUGCCCCAAGUAAAACUAUUGCAAAACUAUUUAUACCUUGUGAGUUUAUAUGGAAACGGACAGUGUUUGAUAUGUUAAUGAGAAACUUGAAAUUCCAACAGUGUAGAAUUGUUAUUAAUUAUGAGCAUUCCUUGCAGUACAGUGUUGAAUUAAUACUUAUAAACUUACAGUGUGUGAGUUUUGCCUGUAACAUCAGACAGUCAGUGUCCGGUACCAAUGGCAGAAGUUCAUAUAUGUAUUCUAAACAAUAAUUGGUAAAUUAUGCCAUAGUUUUUAUAUGAUUUAUGACAGAUGGCAUAGAAUAUACCAUAAUAUGGAAAUGUGAAUAUGUAUGUUAUGCAGUGUGAUCCAGGUGUAUUUGUAUUUACCUUGGAAAGGGAUAUUAUCUAUUGGGUCAGCAUCUGUUUAUCCCAAUUUUGUUAAUGUCUUCUCCCUGUUUGGCCAGCAGGUGUCGCUGGCCAUUCUGUCCUCCCUGUUGUCCAAGCCCUUUGUGUGUUUCCCCAGCUCCCCUGACUGCUGCAUGGCUCAAUGAGCUGAGCGUGCGGCAACCUGUAAACCCCUCGGUGAUGUUAGAAUAUUACACGUUACCCUGUAUUGUAUAAUUUUUGUAUUUUGUUCCCUGCCAGUUCUUGCUCCAUGUGUUCCCUUGACAUUUCUUUUAGUUAGUCUUUCUUUUCCAUAUUUUGCUUUUUGACACCUCGUGGUUCUUUUCCUUCGUAGUUUUACCCAGUGUUUUAGUUUGAGUAAUAAACCCCCUUAUAGCUG